AUGACGCUCAUGGGUGUACCGUCCAAAUCCAUAAAGGAUCUACCAACCGAGGCCGUCACCGAGUCCCCAAACAGUCGUACCAAACUAAAAAACUCCAUACUUCAACUUCGUCUGCCAAUAGAGAAAAAACUCAUUGGCAAAGAGGCGUCCACUAACAUGGAAAUCAAAUGCAUUUCAUCCAUGGACGGGAUUAACCCAUCUCUAGCCCCACCUCUAUCCAGCAUCCGCAACAUUAUGAUUGUUGAUGAGCAUCAAUUGGUCAACAAUCAAAAGUUGCACUGGCCAAAUAGUGCAGCUACAAGCAUUAUGUGGAGUCUUACGGUUAUAAUAUUGGGUAUGUUGAUGUCUUUAUGUUAAAUUUCUGGAUAGUUUUUCUAUUUGUGUGAUACUAGAGACUGGAAUACUUAAUUACUAAAAUUAAAGUUAAGUUAUAUUUAAUUAUACGAAAUCAUAUCACCAAAAAUCUAACACAUAGGUAGUGUCCCCUUAUAAUUAGACCAAAUGUAUAUAUGUGAUAAGUUUAAUGAACGUAAACUGAAAACUAAAACGAAUUUAAUUUGAAAACAACAAAAAAAAGUAAAUACUGCCAAAUAAAUACUACACGAGUAGUAGUCAAUUAAUUAAAUUAAUUUUUGGUACAUAGCUAGAUCAUAAAUUGAAAUAAAAAUGCAUGCAUUUUUCACAUAUUUAUUCGUUUGGUCGUUAAAAAUUUUAGUUUUCAGUUAGAUGCAAU
Brassicogethes aeneus is the source of this 733-nucleotide messenger RNA. The record is from the annotation of a GenBank genome assembly. Lineage: Eukaryota; Metazoa; Arthropoda; Insecta; Coleoptera; Nitidulidae.